Castor canadensis (American beaver) is the source of this 2152-nucleotide messenger RNA. The record is from RefSeq and is a predicted model, not a curated record. NCBI's taxonomy places the organism in Eukaryota, Metazoa, Chordata, Mammalia, Rodentia, Castoridae.
GGCCACUACUAAGCGUGUGCUGUACGUGGGAACCUGGAGAAGUGGUAGAGGAAUGUUACGGUCUUCCAAAUCCUCGCGCCCUUUAAUCUUCAGGAAUGACUCAGCCUCUGCCCUAAAGAAAGGAGUUCCCAGACUAGUUAGGAGGAAGUGGGGAGAGCCCCAAACCACGCUCUGGUGGGAACGGACCAUGGGGCUUGUAUUGGGAGAAAUGGCCCUUCCACGAGGAGAGAUGAGGGUAAACUUUGCGGAUGCGGGAGUUAGACAGGUGGACUGGCAGAAGAGGUGGACGACAAAGUUCUUCAUGCUGCUUUUAUUCCUUUUGGAGACAUCACAGAUAUUCAGAUUCCUCUGGAUUAUGAAACAGAAAAGCACCGAGGAUUUGCUUUUGUUGAAUUUGAGUUGGCAGAGGAUGCUGCAGCAGCUAUCGACAACAUGGUAUGGUUGGGAAUCCUCAUUCUAACUGAAGUUGCCUUUUGGUGGUACAGAGGGUCCUUGUUCACAUAUUGGUUUUCUGAACCUCCAAAGUGUCAAGAGUCUCCUGAAUUCAUGUCCUUGUCUACUAUAUUGAAAGAAAGGUGUGUGACGCCCAAGGAAGGAAAUUCCCUGCAGUUUCUUCCUUGUGUGCUGUUUUGUGGUGAGGCACCAUUUGUGCUAAGGACUCAGGGAUGAAGGGAGAAGAAACCAUGGCUCAGAUGUGAAUGGGAAGCUUUCUGGCUCUAAUCUGACAGAGUCUAAUUUUUUUCAGAAUGAAUCUGAGCUCUUUGGACGGACAAUUCGUGUCAAUUUGGCUAAACCAAUGAGAAUUAAGGAGGGCUCUUCUAGACCAGUUUGGUCAGAUGAUGACUGGUUGAAGAAGUUUUCUGGGAAGACUCUUGAAGAGAAUAAAGAGGAAGAAGGGUCAGAGCCUCCCAAAGCAGAAACCCAGGAGGGAGAGCCCACUGCAAAAAAAGCCCGGUCAAAUCCUCAGGUAUACAUGGACAUCAAGAUCGGGAAUAAGCCAGCUGGCCGGAUCCAGAUGCUCCUCCGCUCCGAUGUUGUGCCCAUGACAGCAGAGAAUUUCCGUUGCCUGUGCACCCAUGAGAAAGGCUUUGGCUUCAAGGGAAGCAGCUUCCACCGUAUCAUUCCCCAGUUCAUGUGCCAGGGCGGGGACUUCACAAACCACAACGGCACCGGGGGCAAGUCCAUCUACGGGAAGAAGUUCGAUGAUGAAAACUUCAUCCUCAAACAUACAGGACCAGGCCUCCUUUCCAUGGCCAACUCCGGCCCAAACACCAAUGGCUCCCAGUUCUUCCUGACCUGUGAUAAGACAGAUUGGCUGGACGGCAAGCACGUGGUGUUUGGGGAGGUCACUGAAGGCCUGGAUGUCUUGCGGCAGAUUGAGGCCCAAGGCAGCAAGGAUGGGAAGCCCAAGCAGAAAGUGAUCAUCGCCGACUGUGGGGAGUACCUGUGAGCUGGACCUGCUCUGCGCCUCUGCUCUGCGCCUCUGCUCUUGCCCCUGUGGUCGUGGCUCAGAGUGUCGUGUGAAACAAGCCAUGGGGUGGCUGAGCCCUUUCUCAGGAAGGUUUCUCUGCAGCUCAGCCUGAAGCCAGCCCAGCAGGGGCGCCAAAACGGGCUUUCCCAGGCCUGUGCUGCCGGAGCCUGUCCUGGGCCACCUGUGGCUCCUGGAUGGUUUCUUUGGUAAAAUAAAUCUUGGUUUUUGUACUGUAGCCUUCAGCAGUUUUCUGGGACUUGCCUAUUACAGAGGACGUGCAUAGCUAAGUUGUCCCCUGGAAGUGGAUAGGGCUUAGUGCCUUCCCACAGCUUUUGUUUCCUUCUUGAGCCAGUUCCUUAAAUGCCAGGUGAUGUAUCUUCAUGCCAGCUGUCUCUGUCAGGCCACAUAAGGGCAAUGGAAAUCAGAGGUCAUAUAGCAGUUCCUGUCUUCAGCUGCCUCUGUUCCUACACUCAUGCCAGUCUUGUGGCCCACCCGUGUGCUGAUUGGCCUCACUGGUUCCUAUGUUUAUUUGUUCACUUUCAGUCUACAGAUAUUUUAAAUACUUAAUGAUUCAAGGUGCCUUCUCUUCCAGGUACUAUGCUUAUUUUUAUCAGGAGACAGGAGGUUGGAAACUACCGGGACCUAAUCCAGCUCAUUGCCUGUUUUUAUGAAUAAAGUUUU